Molecule: messenger RNA, 1700 nt
Organism: Solanum dulcamara
Lineage: Eukaryota; Viridiplantae; Streptophyta; Magnoliopsida; Solanales; Solanaceae
Product: receptor-like protein kinase HERK 1
Exons: 1
Coding region: 412-1509 (365 amino acids)
Biological process (GO): protein autophosphorylation
Cellular component (GO): plasmodesma; plasma membrane
Molecular function (GO): ATP binding; transmembrane receptor protein tyrosine kinase activity
Source: RefSeq, a predicted model, not a curated record
UCCCAAUUCCAAUAUAUAGGAAUAUAGAAGAUAAGAUAUAAGAGAUAAAGAGAAAGUUCACUCAAAAUCGAUUUACAAAGGAAUCUAUGCCAAAUGCUACAAUAGUAAUUAACUAUAGUUUAUAGUACUAGUAAUCAAAUUUGGCCCCUCUCACUCAAACAGUUUCCAAAGGCCGCUUGAACAGUAAGAAAUUUCAGUCUCUCGUCUUCUCCAGUGUUGUGGUAAAACCAGAGCUUCUGUUUUGUUUACAUAUUUGUGUGUUUCAUCUCCACAAUUAUAGUUGCAAUUGUUCUAGAUUCCUCAAUUAGGGUUCCUUUUUUCUUUAAACUACUAACUACUAUUUUGUUAUCAACUUCAAACCUUAUUGUGAUUUUGCUUAGCUAGGACCAGGUUCCUUUAUCUAUUAACACCAUGGGAAACAAGUAUUCCAAGGGAACAAAUGCUUCAAACUCGAGUUGUCUCGCUCCUUUUGAAAGUUUUCGAGUUCCUUUUGUAGAUUUGCAGGAAGCAACGAACAACUUUGAUGACGAGUUGUUAAUUGGAUCUGGUGGCUUUGGGAAUGUUUACAGGGGUGUUUUGUGUGAUGGCACAAACGUGGCCUUGAAAAGGCUUAAGCCGGAGUCCCGACAAGGUAUUGCAGAGUUCCAAGCAGAAAUUGAGACGCUCUCUCAGUUACGCCAUCCCUAUCUGGUUUCAUUAAUUGGAUAUUGUGAUGAAAAUAAUGAGAUGAUUCUAAUUUUUGAAUUCAUGGAGAAUGGGACCCUCAAGAGACAUUUGUAUGGGUCAGAUCUCCCCAGUAUGAGCUGGGAACAGAGGCUGGAGAUAUGCAUCGGUGCAGCCAGAGGUCUGCACUACCUCCAUACCAACGCAGUUAUACAUCGUGAUGUCAAGUCUGCAAACAUAUUGCUUGAUGAGAAUUUUGUGCCAAAAAUUACUGAUUUUGGACUAUCCUGGAAAAGGCCCAUUGAUCAGACCCAUGUUACCACAGCCGUGAAAGGAACUUUUGGCUACCUUGACCCUGAAUAUUAUAGAUCCCUACAAGUGACAGAAAAGUCUGAUGUUUAUUCAUUUGGUGUUGUUUUAUUCGAAGUUUAUUGUGCUAGAACUGUCAUAGAUUCAUCUCGUCCAAGAAAGAUGAUCAACUUAGUUGAAUGGGCAAUGAAGUGCCAUAAAAAUGGACAAUUGGACCGAAUCAUAGAUCCCAAUCUUCUGGGCAAAGUAAGACUAGAUUCCCUCAGGAAGUUUGGAGAAACAGCGGUGAAAUGCUUAGCUGAUUCUGGUGUAGAUAGGCCAUCUAUGAGUGAGGUGCUGUGGAAUUUGGAGUAUGCACUUCAUCUCCAAGAGGCUGUCAGUCAAGAUAAUCCUGAAGAAAACAGUAUCAUCCCUAUUGACGAGUUAUCACUGCUAAGCAGUGAUUUCAGUCAUGUAAAUACCAGUUUUAUUGGUUCUCUGAUCAGAGCAUCAAGUUCACAUGAUCUGUCUAGUGAUGAGGUUAUAAGUCCGAGAUAACUAAGUGAAAACGGUACAUACCUUCCCUAGGUGUUUGAUAAUUCCACUUAGGUUCAUGAAUCAUAUGAAGAUUUAUUUUUUUGUUUUUGUAACUAUUUAUUUUUCUAAGUUAUGAGUUGUAUAUAGAAAGAAUGUUAACUUUGAAAACAUGCAUUGCUCUACCUUUGGAUUGGGGGUGUCCGGUUGGUUCA